UUGGUCUUGUUCGCUUUCCGUUAUUCCAGGAAGUGUUUGACAAUAGCGGUCGCAGGGUGAACCGCACGUUUGGACAGUGACAUUUUCAGUCUUUAUCUUUAGUAAGGGUCGAAACUUAACAUGUCUGCGGGGUCUCGUCUCGAAAACGCCAACCCGGUGAUCUUUCAACGGUCAGGAGAAAGGCGGCUCACUGCCGCAGAGGAGGAGGAAAACGUUGACGACCCCAUCGACGACAGAGAAAUAUUUGAUUUGAUCAGGACCAUCAACGACCCAGAGCAUCCACUUUCUCUGGAAGAACUAAAUGUGGUGGAGCAAAUCAGAGUCCAGAUCAAUGAUGCUGAGAGCAUUGUGGGCAUUGAGUUUACACCCACCAUCCCUCACUGCAGCAUGGCGACACUCAUAGGUCUAUCAAUCAAAGUCAAGCUGCUGCGCUCGCUGCCCAACAGAUUCAAAAUUGAUGUCCAUAUCACUCCUGGGACUCAUGCCUCAGAGGACGCAGUGAACAAGCAGCUGGCGGAUAAAGAGAGAGUGGCAGCGGCUCUGGAGAACUCUUCCCUGCUUGAGGUCGUCAACCAGUGUCUGACAAACAGAAAUAUCUAAGGAGGACCACAUUUAUCUUCUUUGGCAGUCAGUCAUGGAUGAUGGAAAUAACCACACGGACCGAGAGUUUCACGAAAAGAUACAGUGUAGAACAAAACAAUAACUAUACGAUAUUUAUCUGAAUUGAAAUUAUUGAAUUAUGAAAUGCUUUUAUAAAUCCUACCAAUACAAAUAAA
Molecule: messenger RNA, 776 nt
Organism: Cynoglossus semilaevis (tongue sole)
Lineage: Eukaryota; Metazoa; Chordata; Actinopteri; Pleuronectiformes; Cynoglossidae
Gene: ciao2b
Product: cytosolic iron-sulfur assembly component 2B
Exons: 5
Coding region: 121-600 (159 amino acids)
Cellular component (GO): cytosolic [4Fe-4S] assembly targeting complex
Source: RefSeq, a predicted model, not a curated record